Messenger RNA from Phytophthora nicotianae INRA-310, 953 nucleotides. RefSeq lists its product as hypothetical. Lineage: Eukaryota; Oomycota; Peronosporomycetes; Peronosporales; Peronosporaceae. Bases 299 to 829 code for a protein of 176 amino acids. The transcript has 2 exons. The record is from RefSeq and is a predicted model, not a curated record.
CGCCGGACUUUCGAGGCUGCUUCGGCCAUGUGCUAUCCUACUUGAAUACUUCAAUGCGGACCUUAGAUGAAGAUGGCAAAGAGUCUAGUUUUAGCGCAGCAAGCCUGAUCCACGAGAGCCCUUACCUGGGCAGUAACCGUUACGAGUCCCGAAUUUCAUCGCGAGGUCGGCGCGUCAACAUCUUACCUCGCUGACCCAGCUGUAAAACCAGCUUUCGUCCUAGUGCACAGUCAUAACUAAAUUCAACGGCUCCAAGAGAAGAAAACGAAUAGAGUGCAUUACGAGCGAGCAGUGUGCUAUGGAGAAGCUUUUUACAAAAAUAGGAUCUCCAUCAUACCUACCAACACCGGCUGAGGUGCUGGAUGGCGUGCGUUGGCUCCGCGAGAACCCGGCGAUCGCUGCGGGCGUCGUGGUGGGGCUCACGAGCUACUCUGUAGCCAAAUACUAUCAAUACGACGAGGACAGUGACGAAGAAAAUGACGACAAUCCAGCCAAUGGCCGAGCAACACAAGACGAGAUUGCACGGUCUGUGACUGCACUGCACCUUGGACUGCUCAAGAUCGACACGAAGAAGGACCUACGACAUAGCGCCGCCGCCAGCUCCGCCAGCACGGAAUCGUCACUCGGUAGCUCCGGUGGACUCCGCUCGCGCGCCAGCUCCGUGUUCGACAAGACCCACCACGAGGAAUUGCAAUUCCAAGAACACGACGUCGAGCAGGUUUGGUCCUGUUUGCACGAAGGCAAAUGUCCACCCGGAGAACAAUGCAGCGAUCCCGCUUGGGGUUGGUUCGCACCUGCCAGUAAUGCAUCUCCAACUCACAAAACGUGAAGAAGUCCAACAUCGCAAUACCAAGAUCAAGCCAUAUUUAUACGUUCAACGGAGGCCUUGUCAAACUAUAAAGCCUAGGAGAAAUGCUCAUAGUUAUAAAUGCACACCACUUUAUCAUGCUACC